AUGGUUGAAUCCUUAGACAUUGGAGAGGAUGAUGAAAAUGAUGAUGAUGAUGAUGAUGAUGAUGAUGAUGAUGAUGAAGAUAAUGAUAAUAAGAAUUCAGAAGCUGGACAUCAAAAAGGAGCCGAUAAGGAAGAAGAUACUGAUAAAGAUGAAAAUAAUUCAGCAGCUGAUAUGGGAGAAGACUUAACUCAGAAUAUGAACUCUCUUCCAAGGAAAAAUAAGCACAUACGUUUUUCAUCUGCUUCCCCUACUGAUGACACUAAACAUCAUGUAUCAACCCCCCUCAUUAGAGAUACUACCGAGCCUAUAAUUCAGAAUGAACUUUCUACCAUACCAUCUCCAUCUCCUUAA
Molecule: messenger RNA, 351 nt
Organism: Lactuca saligna
Lineage: Eukaryota; Viridiplantae; Streptophyta; Magnoliopsida; Asterales; Asteraceae
Source: the annotation of a GenBank genome assembly